AUGGUGAUUGUUACAACAUCUAUUUCAUCAUCAUAUCUCCACGUUCAAAUCCUUCCUUUCUGCAAGCCCAUUUCACCAUUCCUGAAACAUUUCAACCAAAUCUACACCAAUUAUAAAAGACCCAGUAGACAAGAAGUGCAGAACUCGAAUGGGGCCUUAUCAGUUACAGCCUACAUGGAGAAUCCAAACUCAAUCUCCAGUUUUGCCAGCAAAGUGAUUGGUUCUCUCCCUGUUUUUGGCCUUGUAGCUAGGAUUCUCAGCGAUGAAGGUGGCGUUGGAGAUGAUAUUAUAGAUUUUGCAGAGUUUAGAAGGAGAGUGGGCAAGAAAUGCACUGUUACUGAUUCUAGAGCUUUCUAUGAAUUCCAGGAUAGACGUGGCCGGGCAGGGGAUCCUUUGUAUGUUCUAUUAUGCUGUUGGCUAGCAGCUGUUGGUGCUGGUCUUCUCAAAUCCGAAGAGAUUUUGGAGGGGGUAGCAAGGCUUCAGCUAUCAAAUGAUAUCGAGUUCGAAGAGGAGAAUUUCUUAGCAUUAAUGAACGACGCAAAAGAGAAACGAGCAAAAAUGAAGACUGCAGCCCCUGCUAUCCCCAUGGAGAUACGAGCUGAGAAGGCACUUGAGGCCAUUUACAUCUGCUGUUUUGGGAGGGAUCUUAUGGAAGAAGAAGACCAGAGACUGCUGAACAUAAUGCUGAGUUCAGUUUUUCAAUCGGUGGAGCAGCGUGAAAUACAAAGGAUUGUUGCAGAGAAGGCAAGAAAAGUGGCUGAUGGCAGUGACGAGGUAAAUGUUCAAGGGCCAAAGGCCUUACCAAAAGAAGCUGUACAGUUGCAAAUGAAAGACCUUCAAUUCCUUAAACAAAAUAGAGAAAUUUGA
Dovyalis caffra is the source of this 867-nucleotide messenger RNA. The record is from the annotation of a GenBank genome assembly. NCBI's taxonomy places the organism in Eukaryota, Viridiplantae, Streptophyta, Magnoliopsida, Malpighiales, Salicaceae.